Messenger RNA from Python bivittatus (Burmese python), 3575 nucleotides. It is a transcript of the gene ITGA3, whose product is annotated as integrin subunit alpha 3. Gene Ontology annotation, biological process: cell-cell adhesion; cell adhesion mediated by integrin; integrin-mediated signaling pathway. Gene Ontology annotation, cellular component: integrin complex; external side of plasma membrane. The record is from RefSeq and is a predicted model, not a curated record. NCBI's taxonomy places the organism in Eukaryota, Metazoa, Chordata, Lepidosauria, Squamata, Pythonidae. Gene Ontology annotation, molecular function: integrin binding.
GGAGGGAAAGGAGCAGCGGAGGGCGGGUGGUAACGACGCGCACGUUUCCCUUUAACUACCAGCCCGGGCAAGCUCUGGAGUCAAACCUUUGGCGGGCAGAGAACGGGGGUGACUUCAUCACGAGCGAGGACCGGGAGCUGGUAACGGCGCGGCAGAGAGAGAAAAUAUUCCCCAACCAGCAGCACUAUAUCGGUUUUCCCAGCCAGCCAGAUUCUGCACAGUCGCUCGCUGGCAGGAGGGAAAUUCAUCUGGCAAGCCAUGGCCCCUACGCACUUUCAGCUUCGCCCAGCAGCCUCCGAGCAAAGGAACCGAAUCUGGAGGCACCCGCUUCUGUUUUUGGGGUUUACCCUGUGGCUUUCUCUUCCCCCUCUAAGAUGCGCUGCUUUCAACCUGGACACUAAGUUCGUGGUUCUCAAGAAAGGCAAAACUCCCGACAGUUACUUUGGGUUCUCGGUAGCCCUGCAUCACCAAACGAAUCCGGACAGAUACCUGCUGCUUGCUGGAGCUCCCCGUGAUGUGUCUAACAAGUUGGAUAAUAACACACGGACGGGUGCCAUGUAUUCUUGUCUUUUGACUGCAGAUCCCAAUGACUGUACACGGGUGGACUUUCAGGUGAAAAGUGAACCCCGAAAUAAUAUUGUUGAAGACAUGUGGUUGGGGGUGAUGGUAGCAAGCCAGAGUAAAUCUGGGCGAGUGAUGGCUUGUGCUCACCGAUACACUAGGAUAUUAUGGGCUGGCAGCGAACAUCAGAGGCGCAUGGUAGGGACAUGCUAUAUCCAUGGUAAUGACUUGCAUCGUCAUCCGGAUGAUGAAUGGCAAACUAAUAAUGAGAUGUGUGCUGCCAACUCAGACUUGGACAAUACAGGCAUGUGCCAGAUGGGCAUCAGUGGUGGCUUCACAGACAACUUCAUCUAUUUUGGAGCUCCGGGAGCUUACAAUUGGCAAGGCACAGGUUAUGUGAGCUAUCCAGGAAUUUGGGACCAAGUGGAUUUAUCCUACCCAGAUCAGAAGAACGGCAACAGUUACAUAGGAUACACCGUUGAAGCAAGCACCGGUAUACUGCACAAAGAAGAGUUCUCUUUUAUUAUUGGGGCCCCCCGCUAUAAUCACACUGGAGCCGUCUUUGUGAUGGCAACUGAUGGUCGCAUGAAUCUUCAGAAGAGACUGAUGCUCACUGGGGGGCAAGUGGGCUCUUAUUUUGGCAGCUCCAUUGCUGUGGCUGACCUCAACAGUGAUGGGUGGCAGGACUUGAUCAUUGGAGCACCAUACUACUUUGACCAGAAGGAGGAGAAGGGUGGGUCUGUCUAUGUCUACAUGAACCUUGGGGGGACAUUCCCCAGCAGCCCCAACCUCACCCUGACUGGCCCCAGCAAUUCUUCCUUUGGUUUCUCUGUGGCCCACAUUGGAGACAUCAACAAAGAUGAUUUCCAAGAUAUUGCCAUUGGAGCACCCUUUGAAGGUUCAGGGAAAGUAUACAUCUACCUGAGUGGUGUAGGUGGCCUUGCUGGUAAGCCGCGUCAGAUCAUUAGCGGGGAAGAUUUUGAUCCUGUCAUCAAGACCUUUGGUUACUCCUUCAGUGGUGGAGAGGAUGUGGAUAGAAAUUCCUAUCCUGAUCUCCUGGUGGGAACCCUCUCAGAAAACAUCUUGCUGCUCAGAGCCCGUCCAGUGAUCAACAUCCUAAACAAGACUUUUACUGUUACUCCAAACCCUCUGGACCCAGCCAAAUGUACUCAGAAUUCUUGCAUGAAGGUACAGCUCUGCUUCUCCUAUACCCUAAGUGCUGGAGACCCCAAAUACAAGGAAGCUGUCAAGCUGGAUUACAUAGUGGAAGCUGACCAGGGCCGCCGACCACCUCGCGUAUAUUUUGCUGAGACCAAUUCUGCAGUCUACAAGGGACAGUUUUCCAUGCCAAGCAAGUGCCAAACCCUGGAAGUCCUUCUACAGGAUGAUGUGCGAGACAAGCUGCACCCCAUUGCCUUCUCUAUGAAGUAUUCUCUUGCAGAGAAGCCUAGGCGAUUCCAGUUGGGACCACGCUCUCUUAAUGGAUUUCCUGUUUUGAAUGAGGAUCAGCCUCGUGAAAACCACACUGAGAUUCAGUUUCAGAAGGAGUGUGGAACUGACAACCAGUGCAAGAGCAACUUGCAGAUCCAGGCGUUCUUUCUAAAUGAAAAAAACCAAAAGCUGCCCAGACAAGAUGGUGUGCAGGUCUUACAGUACAGCUGGGAAGUCAAGAAAGUGAACUUGAGCAUCAGUGUCACUAAUAAACCAACAUCACCUUUCAAUGGAGAGGAUGCUCAUGAGGCCCUCCUCAAUAUCACUUUCUCACCCUAUCUGCUGCCUUCUUCAGUUCGGCCGAGUGGGGCCUGCACAAUUAAGAAGACGGUGAUAUGUGAACUGGGCAAUCCCUUCAAAAGGAACCAGAAGGCAGAGCUGAUUAUCACAUUUGAAAUUAGUGGGAUUACCUUGAAUACCCAGAAUAUCACUGUCCAGGUUCAGCCUUCCACGAUAAGCUCUCAAGAAGAUCUCCAACUAGCAACAGCAGUUUUGUUAGUGGACUACACAAUUGAUGCAUCGCUAAGCAUACUCAACCGAUGGCUCCAGUCAUAUUUUAGUGGGAAAGUCAUGGGAGAAUCAGCCAUGAAACAUGAACAAGAUGUUGGCAGUCCCAUUGAGUUGGACUUCCAGGUGACUACAAAGAGUGAGUCUUUAAGUUCUCUGGGAACCAUCAUAUUAGGCUUUGAAUGGCCUUAUGAAGCCAGCAGUGGAAAAUGGCUGUUGUACCCCACCGAAAUCCUGGUAAAAGGGAAUGGAACCUGGCACUGUGAACCGUCUGGGCAGGUCAUCAACCCCCUCAACCUCACUCAAAUAGAUCACAGCAUUUCCCCAGCACGGAGAAAGCGUGAGUUGCAGGCAUCUCCAAAGGCUGAACUUCCCAUCACCUUGGCAGCUUCAAAGAAAGCCAGAUCAGAAACUGCACUGAGCUGUUCCAAAGGAACGUCUCAUUGCAUCUGGUUUGAAUGCCCCCUGUGGGAUAUCGGAGCAGUGACAAACGUGAAGGUCCGAGCACGGGUUUGGAACAGUACCUUCAUUGAGGAUUACAACAACUUUGAUCGUGUCAAGGUAGAUGGACAAGCGACACUCUUCCUCAGGACAAACUCCUCUACAAUCAACAUGAAAAAUCACACAGUGUGGUUUACCGUGGACAUCGACUCAGAACUGAGUGAAGAACAGCCAGCCGAGAUUGAGCUGUGGGUGGUGCUGGUUGCUGUUGUGGCAGGACUUCUGCUUUUGGGCCUGAUCAUCUUACUGCUGUGGAAGUGUGGCUUCUUCCGGCGGGCAAGCACACGAGCCUUGUAUGAAGCCAAGGGCCAGAAAGCCAUGAUGAAGAUCCAGCCUUCUGAAACUAAGCGGCUGACCGACAGCUACUAGUUCCUGUCUCAGGGGGGGACUCUGCCCACCCCUUUGCCCUGUAUCUUGUGCAACUUUUUCAAGCCAACCCGCUACUACCGAAUCAUGCCCAAGUACCACGCCAUUCGCAUCCGGCAGGAGGAGCGCUACCAGCCAGCUGGCGGUUU